AUGCUGGAAAUUAUCAAGUUGUCCUCGAAGACUGAUAAUGGAUUCCUUGUUGUCAAAUACUCGAAAAAGGCAUUCAAAAGCCCUAUUUUUUGGAUGAUUAUGGUUUAUUCAGUGUUCCUACUCCGAGCAAUACAUGAAGAUGAUCCGUUAGAAAUACCGUACCCUCCCGCACAAGUCAAUUACAAAACUUCUCGGAAGUUUAUAUCCAGUAACUAUGCCGCAUCAUCAAGACUUGGAAAUCAUCUCUUCGAGCUGGCAUCCGUGCUUUCAAUCGCAAGAGAACUCCAGAGAGUUCCCAUAUUUUUCAUAGAAGACUGUUAUCACGAGAAGAUGUGGGAAGACACAAAUGCAUUGAUACCCGGGUUGAUGAAUCAGUUUUUAGUUAUUAAUGGGAGUGUGCCCAGAUCAAUCAGACGUACUACUUUUCAUGCGAAAUGUUGUACAUUCGAGAAUCCAAGCGUUUUAGAGAAUGUUCAAGAUGAGUAUCUACAUCUAAAAGGCACUCAUUAUCAGAGUUGGAAAUACUUUUCCCAAAUGAGAAAUGAACUCAUUGGUUUCUUGAAAAUGCCGACUAAUCAUUUCUUCUAUCUUCCAGUAUCCAGUCGAUCUACUUUCGUGACGUGUGUCCAUGUCAGAAGAGGAGAUUUCUUGAGAGUUGGUUUCCACGUUGCAGAUGAGAAGUUCAUUAGAAGCGCAAUGAAUUUUGUGGCACGUCAAGAAGGAGCCCGUCGAAAACACAUGACCACAGUAUACUUUGGGGACGAUUUCCAAUUUAUGGAUUAUCUUCGGAAUGGUACGACCUCAUCAGAUGCCUACGUAUCUCAGAAUUCCCCAUCUGAUGAUUUAUUGUACUCGAAAAGUAAUUGUGAUGUGGUUUUCAUCUCAGCCGCUCAUUCAACGUUCGGAUGGUGGAUGGGAUACUUGUCGAAAGGAAACCGGGUCUACUAUACAGAUAUUCAGUAUACGAAAGAUUAUAUUUUAGAAACCGGUGAAUUCAAGUCCGACGACUACUACCCGCCACAUUGGAUACCUCUCAAAUAUGCCGGAAGUGACGAUCGAUUUAUCAACUGGUAUCUUAGUUUCCGACACAAAAUUACUGUUCUCAUUUUGGGAGACUCAGCCUCGAAUACAGAUGCAUAUAUUAUCAAUACCUACUACUAUCCGAGUUCCAAGUCGUUAGGGAACAAUGCUGUGGCCAUGGUUUUACUAUUGGAUAGAAAUACGAUGAGAGAUAUUACGAGGCAUCAGAUGAAAUUGAUUGCAACGAAUGCAGAUAACCAGUCAGUGGCCGUUGUGCCGAAACUCGUCAAAGAGCAACUCAACGAAGCCUGUCGGUUUGUGAACAUUGUGGCAACCACUAAUGUAUUACCUCGAAUGACAAAACUGGAAAUUUCAGAUGGAGAGCACAAAGUAGAAAUCCCAUUCAAACUGCCUAGAAAUACUUCUCCAUCUCGAGUCAUAAUUUGUAUUUCACCUCAAUUUAUUGCUGAACAAUGGCAACUUUUCAUCACUCAUUCCCACGUUGCUCGUCGUUUCGGAGGACACCUUCACAUUUAUGUGACCAGUAUGCUCGACUCAUUCUUCGAGUUGGUGCAGGAAUAUGAACUUCUUGGAUAUGUGACACUCGAUUUCUGGAUAAGAAUGAAGUUCCAGAAUGGUUCUGAUACUUCUUUGGAGCCGAAUUCUAACUCAGAACUUAGAAAUCAAGCAGGCGCUCAAACAGAUUGUCUGUUACAGUACAAGGAAGCAGCGGAGUUCAUCACAUUUUUUGAUAUUGAUGACAUUUUAUUUCCACGUGGAUACGAUGCAUACUUUGAUGAAUUCACUGCACUUCACGCUCAGAAUCCCGGUAUUCUGACAUUUCACUACAGUAAACGAGAGAUGAUGGUUUACAACAAAGCGGACAUUCACGAUAUCAACUUUCUUGAAAUAUUCGGGCACACUUGGUUUGUAAAUGAAGAGGAUUAUGGGAAAGUGAUGACUAAACCAACAAAUAUCAACUCGAUGUGGAUUCAUGAAUCAUUCAAUUUCUCGUAUAAGAAGAAGUUCUUUAUGGAUUCGAAUUAUUUGAUUCACAUGCAGAAACCAAUCGAUACCAAUGGAAAGAAUACUAUUCCGUACAAAAUGAGCAAGUUUGAAAUUAUGCCGGAGAUGCAAUUGAAUUCAUCUGUUCUAUUGGAAAUCCAGGAAGAGUUUGUAAGCCUUCUCAACUUCACCAACAUUUCCACAAUUGCCGAAAAACUGCCCAAGCAAUCCUACUACUUUCCCAUAAUCUAUCGUUGCUACUACGAAAAAUUCUACAAAAAAUUCCAGAAGCAGUGUCCGAAUGGGGAAGGAUGUCUAAUCCCUCAACGCUCUGAUAUGAACUGUGUCCAUUCGGAAGUUGACUAUAAAUCGGGUCCUCAAAUGAAGCCAAUCACGUAUCAUUUUCAUGAAAAUCCACGUUGGAUCAAAACAAUCGGGUGCCAUGCUUGA
Messenger RNA from Caenorhabditis remanei, 2475 nucleotides. RefSeq lists its product as uncharacterized. The coding region runs from base 1 to 2475 and encodes 824 amino acids. Gene Ontology annotation, molecular function: galactoside 2-alpha-L-fucosyltransferase activity. Lineage: Eukaryota; Metazoa; Nematoda; Chromadorea; Rhabditida; Rhabditidae. Gene Ontology annotation, cellular component: membrane. Gene Ontology annotation, biological process: carbohydrate metabolic process. The transcript has 14 exons. The record is from RefSeq and is a predicted model, not a curated record.